GGAAAAGAAAAUCGUAUGAUGGAAGCGGAUGAAAGUGAGAAACUACUAGGUGGAACUUUUUCGAACAGUUUUACUUUUAGAGGCACUCUUGCGCCACCGAUGCGGUAGCUAGUUCUUCGUGUUUGAUUGAUAUCUUUUAGUCCUUAAUACCCGAUUUCAAGUCUUGGUGACAUGAGCAACGGAGACAGGGCAUGAGAAGUGCGGGGGCGGAGCACCACUAUGCGUCAAAGCAGGGUUUUGUAGCAGUACGAGAUAGCUGACUUGGAAAGGACGCGUGACGCAGUCUCGUUCGACAUAGAGCAGCUGAACUCGAGAUAAGCGCUUGCGGUGCGGCAUACCAACGUCGACUGGUUUCGACCAAGGUCCAACGCAAGCGAGCUUCGAAGAGCACCGAGUCAACAGAACAACUUCGGUUGCGCUGGCAAAAUGGGCGUGAAUUUGUGGAGUUUGUCACUGCUUAGCUACUACGUUGGCAUAGACACGGUCGUCAUAGUCGCAUCCAAGGUCUCCGCACAAAACGGGAAAAUAUCCUAUAACACUUGUGUUGCUGUGCUCUGCGUGGAAAUAGCGAAGCUCUGUGGGGCACUGGUCUUUCUUAAGCUUGGGCUCUUCACGGAUUCCAAUGCCGUGGCGAAAGACCACAAGGCGCAGGAGCUACGUGUCGUGGAUCUAGAAAUGGGCGGAGAAUCGGGACUUGAGGAUGAGGAGAAGGACACUAGAGAAACAUCGAUUAUGGCCACGCCCUUCCCUUGGAUAAAAAUGCGGGCCGUAUUACUCUUAUAGUUGGCAUCAAGCUUAUAUUCGUAUUCCCAAAAGUGACAAUCUUUUGUGCGAAGUUCAUUGCUCUGUAAGUCAUGCGAAGGCUACUUAACAAAGUCGAAAUUAUCCAGAUGCAAGGAGCCUUCUCUUUAUCAUUUUUUGUCUUUCUUUUUGUAGUAGGUGCGCGCUGACUCAACCUUCUAGUUCUUGAAGUCUGUUUCCUCUAAUUUGAAGAUCGUCAAUUCCGCAGCUGCUCCUGGGGGGAAGAAGCAUGCGGACAGGAGAGACGAUCAAGCUGCGCGAGCAACAACGUGGGGAAACUACUGUCGAUACGGCGUGCCCAGUUUUGUUUACUUCCUGAAUAACAAUAUCAACAUUCACGCGAUCUCGUACGUGGGUGUAGGCUCGUUUGCGCUCUUCAAUUCGAGCAAGGUGCUCUUUGCUGCACUCUGCAAUCGCGUCAUCCUGAAACAGUCAGUGUCUCAGCUCCAGUGGCAAGGGCUAGGGCUGCUCUUUGUGUCUCUCGUCUGUGCGAAAUUCGAUGUGAUCAAGGAAGUGAUAUCUGGUAGUGGUGAAAGUUCAGGUAGCCAGUCCGCGUGGGCCUUCACGUUUGGAAUCUGCCUCGUGUUUCUCACAUCUCUUCUCAGCGGUUAAGGUGAGUGGUAGUCUCCUGAUGGCAGAAGAUACUAGCAACUUCUGUCUCAUUUCUGUCGAAGUGAAAUUUCCAGGAACGCUCGCUUUUCCUCUGUAGCUACCACCUAAAUCUCUAAGUGAUAGAACAGCCUGUGUCUAGCUACCUAAGUUUGUUGUUGCUUCCAGCGACCUAAAAAAUCUCUAAGUGAAGCUGUCAGGCACGCUGAGCGAGUUCCUGAUUAAGGGGAUGGAUACGGACGUACCACCAAUGCGCAAAAAUACUUGGAUGUACCAAUGGGGCAUCUUUCUUAAUUUUUGCUCCUUCCUGUCGCUAGAGCUCUGGAACCGGGAGAACUACGACGAUGGGAAAGCCGUCGCUGCUUUAUGAACAAGGAUGGAAUGAAAAUAGACCUCAUGUUGAUCUUGUACCUUGUUGAAGUGCAAGGUCUGUCUAAUGUCUUCUGGAGAUAAACUCUCUGUUUUCGUCUAAACAGAUCUAGGAGUUUUUAACAAGUACAAGUGUAGGUGGAGUUCUUUUUCCUAUGUAUAAUGAUUAGACUCCGUACCCUUGUGGGGGAAAGUAGAAUCUGGUAGUGUGCAGAAGGGAUUAAGCGUACUACACAACCCUCUGGUAGAAUCACACGAGAGAGAUAACAACUGACCUGUAGCAGGUUUACGCUUAUAUGCCCCUGCCGACAUUUUUAGAAUGAGAAUAUGACGAAGAUAUGAUUAGGCGCAACACAAAAUAGCUGAAUCCGCUAAUUUUUUCUGAAGGCAGUGACGUGAACAUGCCUUUUCACCCUUAUCCACCGCUGGAUACUUUGGUGCGGGUUCUCUCGCCCACGCACGUCUUUCGGGGAUUCAAUUAAGGCGUGGAAUAUUUCAUUUGAACAUGCUGCUUGGGAUGAAUGAAGGUUGAUUUGGGUUUGGGUAGGAUUUGGUUUUAUGUGAAUGAACAGGAAUACGUUUCAACCUUUAAUGAAACGCCGGAGCCUGUGUUUACAUCUUCGCAAUGGCAACUUUUGGACUGUCUGUGUCGCUGGUGUUACAGUACUUCGACAAUGUCGUGCGCGCCAUAUCGGGGGUACUACCGAUUCUGCUUUAUGGCUGGUGAGUAUACUAGCUAGGUCCAUCAAUCAAUAAAUGAAUCGUGAAUUAUAGGUACAUCUUGAGGGAGUCUAAUCAAGUGCUGAUGUUUGCAGCAGUGCCUCCAUGUGCUGUCUUGACCGAUUCGUCUAUUGUACAGAAGAUGGUAUAUGUCUCAAUACAAUGUUUUUGCCUGCUACGCAGAAUGAUCGAGAAUGAGUAUAAUUGUCGUACGCACUUCUAACUUCUCGCAGUUGUAAUUGGGGUCUUCUUUUUUGACGAGCCACUGAGUCCGCAAUUUGUUGUCGGUCUUGUCCUUUUCAUCUACGCUUGUUACCUCUACAACUUAUGGCCUUCGUGGAAUUCAUAGGGAGAUAAAAACAUGAAGACCGCCGAUAUGGGAUUUAAACUCGACCGAUAACGGCUUUGGAGUCGUACUUUGUUGUAGUAGUUUUUAGAGCACUUUGAGAUUCAUCAGGCCGAUGAACCAAUACAAAAAGGUGUGUCACCAUCGGAUGAUCAAAUAUUAGUACAUCAUUCGCAUAUAAUGAUGAAUAGAUACGAGCUUUUCGGUUUUGUCAGGUUGAUGUUGAGUGAAGGAACAAUAUUUUUUUACACGUCUCAUCUGAGCUGCUCUUGGUACUACAGGACCAAAGAAGGCAAGCAGAUCACUCUAAUGAAGAAGGGAAAGGCGCCUCCAGAGCCUGCAGCAAGUACAACUGGUGAGAAGUCUGGUUACGCUUUAGCUGGGAGAAAUACUUCUGAAGGGGACGCACCAGUACGAGUGGAGAUGAAGGGAAUGCCAGCUGCGUAUCCCGUUGGGGCUGCCAUAAGCAGAAUAGCGACGGAGGUUUGAGAGUGACAAAAUAUACUUUCAUCUUUACCAUUUUUUCUAUAGUGGAUUUUAGUGUCCGAAGAGACGACAACGCCGAUAAAUCUAGUUAAUGCCUGUGAGGGUAGUCAUGGAAGUAUUUGGAGGACCAUACAUUUUCAAUGUCUGUGCUACUGCUAGUGGUAGGGGAAUUUUGGGAAGCUUAUUCACAGGCUGCAAAUUAUCAGAAUAUAUGUCAAUUGAGUUGCCUUACUGAAAUUUUAAUGCAGCAGCCUGUAAUCUGAGAAGCCUCAUUAACAGAAAUAGAAGCGCCUUCAAUAUCGAAAUCGAUACUAUUAGCAGCUCUCAGAAUUGGAGCAGUCGCUCUUUUCUGUAGGCCAGGAACAUUAGGUUUAGCCAUUCGACCUACAGUGAGAACUGUCUGCAUCCCCUGGCAGGAACAGGGGGGCUCUAGUUUGCAG
This is a messenger RNA of Amoebophrya sp. A25, 3771 nucleotides long. The record is from the annotation of a GenBank genome assembly. Lineage: Eukaryota; Dinophyceae; Syndiniales; Amoebophryaceae.